CUUACAAUUAAACGCUUGCCUUUCUUCACUGGGGUAAUAUUUUCCAAAACAAAAUGCUUGUAAAAAUCCCCAAGUGUUUACGGAACUGGAAUAUGUAAGCAUUUUAAUCAAAAACGCUUUGCCCGCCUCACAAAUAUUACGUUUCUUGCCGGAAACUGCGAACUGUACUUCACUUCCGCCCUUUCUUUCGGCUCUCACUGCUCAAUGGAGGCUUACAAAACUACACUUGGGCAUCAGAUUUGUAGAAAAGGGUUUACCGAUUCAAACAAGCCCUCUCAUGAGCCAAUCGGUGCCUGUGAUGCAGAGAUAGGCAGCUAACAAGCCAAUGAUGUCUCUCCAGCCUAUGUGGGACACCCUCUCUUUGAUUGACAUCUGCUCCCUCCAGUAGCGAUUGCAUGAUCCGUGAGUGUCAUAGCUCUGUAGCCAAUAAACAGUCGAUUCCAACGAUAUAUGGUAUGUACCAUCAGGUAAAGGGGCGUGGCUGUUAGAGCCGUGCGUAUAAACAUAUCUCCAGAUGCGUAAAGCGUGCGCCCUCACACACAGCUGUUAGUGUUGUUGUUAUUGCGGCAGGUGACGUUUGUGACGUUGGUGCGGUUUUUUGUACUUGUACUUUACUAUACUUGUAGGUAUUUUUGAAAAGUUUGCCAAGAAUUUCCAAAUGGAAGGCAAAAAGUUUUUCACGCCUGCGCAGGUAGCCAGCAUGCUCUGCGAAUUAUCCGAAGAUGAGUUUUCGUCCUCGGCAGAGAGCGAUUUAUCCACGGAUUCUGAAGCUGAUGAGGAUUUCCUAAAUGGAAGAGAUCCUGAUCUAGAACUAGAGCCAGAGUCAUCAGACUCAGAUUGGCAGCCAGAGAGAAAGAGGCCCAAGAGGACCCCAGUGACUGUGGAGGAGGAGGACCUGGAACCCCAACCCUCUAGCUCCACACAGCCUGCAAGUCAAGGGAGAGGAAGAGGAAGAGGCAGAGGGAGAGGCAGAGGGAGAGGCAGAGGGAGAGCAGGAGGGAGAAGCACUCCGAGUUCUGGACUUGAAGGUGCAUGGCAGGGCACGGAUGUUGAGGACAUCACUCCUGAUCAGCCAUCCUUCCUCCCAGCACGCACACCUGGUGGCCAGCUCAUGGGUGGUGUAAAAUACACCAUCCUACAAUUGUUCAGUUUAUUCAUGACAAAUACCAUUGUCAAAGACAUCAUGAACAAUUCCAACAAAUAUGGAGAAAGGAAUCACCCGGACACAUUCCAGAGGAUUACCAUGGCAGAGAUGAUGUCCUACCUUGCAAUGAUUAUAUAUAUGGGAAUACUCAAGACAACAGCAAUCACUGACUAUUGGAGAAGGAAUGAGCUGUAUGCCUUGCCUUUUCCCUCAAGCGUGAUGUCCGGGCGCCGCUUCAGAGCCAUCUCUCGCGCCCUCCACCUCAGUGACCCUGAUGAAGAUGCUGCCAACGACUCAAGAAGAGGCACCUCUGGGUACAAUAAGCUUGGCAAAAUAAAGCCAUUGUACCAGGAGUUCAGGCAGAUGUGCAUGGCACAUUAUCAACCCCACCAGUGCAUUUCCAUCGAUGAGAGGAUGGUCGCCUCCAAAGCCCGCAGCGGAAUCCGCCAGUACAUGAAGAAUAAGCCCGUGAAGUGGGGUUAUAAGCUGUUUGUGCUGGCGGAUUCCACCAGUGGUUACACCUGGGACUUCUUCAUCUAUGAAGGCAGGGGAGCAACAAUCAACAAGGGGCUCAGCUAUGACUCCGUCAUGCGUCUCACAAAUACGCAUUUGCUUGGUACCGGGUACAAGUUAUUUGUAGAUAACUUUUACACAAGCCCAGAUCUCUUUCGUGACCUCCUGCAAAAGAAGAUCUGGGCCUGCGGUACCAUUCGUGGACAGCGUAUUGGGUUCCCCAAAGACAGGCCAGGCGGGCUUGUGAGGUCGUCUCCCCGGGGCACCAUUCGCUGGAUCCGUGAGGGGCCCCUGGUGUUUGUGCAGUGGAGGGACACCAGAGAUGUGCUGAUGUGUUCCACACUUCAUGCAGCACAUGGGGACGAUAGUGUCCGGAGACGGAUCAAGGGGGCAGAUGGGCAGUGGCGUGUGCAGGAUAUCUCCAUUCCACCAGCCAUCAAGGAUUACAACAGGCACAUGGGUGGUGUGGACCUGUCAGAUGCCAUGAUCGGUUAUUACAGUGUCCUGCAUAAAACCAAGAAGUGGUACCGGUCUUUCCUGUACCACUUCAUCGACAUCGCCAUCGUCAAUGCCUACAUCCUUUACAAGGAGAUCGCCACUGCAAGGCAGGAGAAAGUGAUGUCCCACAAGGCCUUUCAGGAGACCCUGGUAAUGGAGCUGAGAGAAGUUGGGUCUACCUCCACAGCCCCUCCACAGCCACCCCCUCCUGCUCCCCAAGGUGCCUCACACAAGCUUGUGCACUUUUCGCAGGAUGGCACCGUUGGUCGGAGGAGGUGUGUCCACUGCCACCGGAGGACCACAAUAAAGUGCACCUCCUGCAACGUAUGCCUGUGCUUCGUUAUAACCAGGGACUGUUACAAUACAUGGCACACCAUGAAUAAUUUGUAACUUUUCUAUAUAACAUGUAAAUAUUUCUUGUGUGUGUGUGUGUGUGUGUGUGUGUGUUUUGUAUUUUGCAGUUUUUGUAAAUUAUGUAAAUAGUUCAUUUUACAAUUCUUCAACAUAAAAACACUUUGCCAGUGCAUUUUGUGUGCCCUUUUUUAUCAAAGCCUCAGGAGGAAUGGAAGAAAAUGUGUUUUUUUUGUGGUUAUGCUAAUGUAAAUUUGUGCCUAAUUGACUGACAUCAAAUCCAAAUACACAACAACAUAACACAGAGUGUAAGCUUUCAUCAGAUACCAAGAUGAUGUUUCUAGGCAAAGGGGUUCAAAAGUUAUAAGCCUUGGAAACUCUGGGUACCCAAGGUUCAUUUUGGAGUCUCCAAAUGGCACAAAGCAAAAACGCAUGGACAUACCUGUAGAAAAACAUUCAUAUAAACUCCAUUUUUGAGUCUUUUGACUUCAAACUUUUUAUGGUGAAAGACAAGACAUGUGGCUAUGACCCUGAGUUGUUCUUUAGCUCCUGACAUGUGUUUACAGUAGUGUAUUUUAGGCAGUUUUCAGAAAAAUUAUUUGGGCGGAAAUGAAAUCCUCCAUUCUAGCCUCUGUAACUCUGUGUCAGUAAGGCCUAGAAUCACACUAACACUUCUAUCAGAAACUAGAGAUUAUCUUCUUUCCAAUGAGAUCAGGCACACCCCUGUGUGUCAAAGUAUG
Molecule: messenger RNA, 3246 nt
Organism: Tachysurus fulvidraco (yellow catfish)
Lineage: Eukaryota; Metazoa; Chordata; Actinopteri; Siluriformes; Bagridae
Product: piggyBac transposable element-derived protein 4-like
Exons: 3
Coding region: 659-2545 (628 amino acids)
Source: RefSeq, a predicted model, not a curated record